AUGUUUCCUAAUACAGUCAAUUUUGUCGGAAAACGCGUUAUAGGGGAGGAAACAAGGAAUUUUAAUGCCGAGUUUACCGCAAACAUGGGUCAUGUCAAGGAUUUUACGCCGAUGAAAAAGGAGGAUCAAUGUCAAGUGAAUAACACCAGCUCAACAGUUGUUCCUAUGAGAAAAACAACAGCUGACUACACGCAAGCAAACAAAAAGGAUGAAAAUUUCCCGCCAAAAACCACCAAAGUACCAUCAUUCAAAAGAACAAUAAGCUACAUGACACGGCGUAAACGCUUAGAGAUACGCUCAGAAACUUAUACACAAGACGACGAAAUUACCGACUCUGGAUGCUUGUGCGGAUUUAUUAACGCAUUAUUUCAUCGGGAGAAAAAGAAUACUGAGUGA
This is a messenger RNA of Ambispora leptoticha, 396 nucleotides long. The record is from the annotation of a GenBank genome assembly. NCBI's taxonomy places the organism in Eukaryota, Fungi, Glomeromycota, Glomeromycetes, Archaeosporales, Ambisporaceae.